AUGGACUCGACGUACCACUUGAACGAGCUGCGCAAGGAACUGGAUCCUGCUGACGCGAAAUUGUAUAGUACUGACAAGGUCGUACUGGACAAGAUUGAAAAGACCUUGAUCGCUUUAACGCAUUUCGGACUUCUUAAGGACAAAGAGUCGCAACUCACACAGUCCGUCAAGUUCGAUGAUGCUUCCAUCGUGGGAACUAUAGACGAGAAGAUGGAAGCCACCGAACUUCUAGUCAGGGCCAAACACUUUACUUGA
Peronospora matthiolae is the source of this 255-nucleotide messenger RNA. The record is from the annotation of a GenBank genome assembly. NCBI's taxonomy places the organism in Eukaryota, Oomycota, Peronosporomycetes, Peronosporales, Peronosporaceae.